Lotus japonicus is the source of this 819-nucleotide messenger RNA. Its product is annotated as protein METHYLENE BLUE SENSITIVITY 1-like. The transcript has a single exon. Lineage: Eukaryota; Viridiplantae; Streptophyta; Magnoliopsida; Fabales; Fabaceae. The record is from RefSeq and is a predicted model, not a curated record. The coding region runs from base 220 to 537 and encodes 105 amino acids.
UUGAUCGAUAUUCCUCAUACGCACCCUCUCAACCCUCGUUGGUAGUAGUAGUGGUAGAACCAAAUUAGGGUUUCCGAUCAACCCUUUCAACCCCAACCAAUAUCCAAUCUUGGUUCCAAUUUCUCAUCACCCCGAUCAUCAAUCGCAUAAUCCCAAAGGGAAUCAAACAACAAACCCUUAAUCAAUUUUCCAGAAGAAGAGAAGGGGGAAAAGUUAACCAUGACGGGGAAAGCGAAGCCGAAGAAGCACACGGCGAAGGAGCUGGCGGCGAAGCUGGAUGCUGCGACGACAAACCGCGGCGGCGGAAAAGCGGGUAUGAAGGACCGAACGGGUCUUGAGAAAGGUGGCCAUGCCAAGUGGGAGUGCCCUCACUGCAAAGUCACAGCGCCUGAUGUGAAAUCGAUGCAGAUUCACCAUGAAGCGCGUCAUCCCAAGAUUCCUUUUGAGGAGGACAAGGUCGUCAACCUCCACGCCACCGUCGUUGCUGAGUCCUCCACCAAGCCUCGCCCUGGCGUUCGCGGUAGUCUCAAGAAGUGAUUAAUCAACUUCACUGCUUUUAUAGUACCCCCUUAUUUUUUACUCUUCCUUUUUUGGUUUUGGUUUGGUUAUUUUGCUUUAAGUUGGUGUUUUUAUGGGGGUUAUCAAGUUAUCUGGACUUGGGUAUGUUGAGAUACUUGUGUUACAUUUUUAGGUUUGGAUUUUAUGCUAUGUAACAAGGGGCUUAGAAGGGCUUUUUUCUUGUGGGUAUGAGAUUAUCAAUUAAGCCCUUCAGAAACUUGUCCCCAUAUUAGCAGUUAAUGUGAUGUUGUUCAGCUACUA